CUCCGGAGCCGCACCCCUUUUUCUCCACAAACACACUUUUAUAUUUAUUCCCCAUUAUGUCCAACAACAACAACAACCUUAAUCAUCAUAACAAACUUAUUAACCACCACCACCACCACCAUAUUCUACCACCAACCACCACCACAAACCGCUCCAACUCCACCACCCAAGCGUGCGCCGCGUGUCGCUACCAACGCCGAAAGUGCGCCCCGGACUGCAUUUUAGCACCAUAUUUCCCACACGACCGCCAACGACAAUUCCAAAACGCGCAUAAACUAUUCGGUGUUAGCAACAUUACUAAAAUUAUCCGUGAUCUCGAUACACCUCAAAAGGACGAAGCAAUGCGGACGAUUAUAUAUCAAGCGGAUGUCCGUGCCCAUGACCCCGUUGGGGGGUGUUACAGGAUCAUACGAGAACUCCAGCGUCAGAUUGAGUACUCGCGCGCCGAGCUUGACAUUGUUUUGCACCAGCUGGCAUUUUGUAGAACACACGCCCAGAAUCAAAACCAUCAGUUGUUGUUUGAUUGUGAUGUUCAUCUUGAUGAUGAUAAUAAUAAUAAUAAUCCAGAUGAUGUGGAUUUGUAUGAUCAUGGUCUUGAUCUUGAUUUGGGUCAACAACAAGAUGAGCAGUAUAUGUUGGGGGAGCAUCAUUUGAAUGAUCAGGAAGAUGGUCAUGUGGCGCCGAUUCAGGAGACGAAUUCAUGGGCCAACAUGAAUAAUUCUCCGCCUUCUUCAGCCGUUUGUUUGGAGGUGAGGGAGUGUGACGCGUUUAAACCGCUUAUGAUUCCUGCAGGAGAACGACAUGAAUUUAAAUUCGAAUUCGAUGACAUAAAUGAACCCAGUGAAGAGACGCUAGAUAAUGAUGGAAAUCAGAAAACCUUGACAAAAGAAGAUAAUGUUACAUUUUUCACAAAAGAUGAGAAUGUAUCUUACCAACAACACAAUGAAGACAAUGAUCUCAAGGGCGCUGCUACUUUAUUCACCCUCACAAAUUGUAGCAGCUACUAA
Helianthus annuus (common sunflower) is the source of this 1007-nucleotide messenger RNA. RefSeq names its product LOB domain-containing protein 22. The transcript is spliced from 2 exons. The record is from RefSeq and is a predicted model, not a curated record. Lineage: Eukaryota; Viridiplantae; Streptophyta; Magnoliopsida; Asterales; Asteraceae. Bases 57 to 1007 code for a protein of 316 amino acids.